This is a messenger RNA of Triticum dicoccoides, 674 nucleotides long. Its product is annotated as probable transcriptional regulator RABBIT EARS. The coding region runs from base 68 to 499 and encodes 143 amino acids. Gene Ontology annotation, molecular function: DNA-binding transcription factor activity. Lineage: Eukaryota; Viridiplantae; Streptophyta; Magnoliopsida; Poales; Poaceae. The transcript has a single exon. The record is from RefSeq and is a predicted model, not a curated record.
GCCAAUAGUACAGGAGAAGUAGAGCUGGCCGGCAAAUAUCUUCCACCGGCCGGCCCUCUCUUCUCCGAUGGAUCAGGCUCCCCAUGGGGCAGCCGCUUCACUAGACCUGUCCCUGACCCUGGCCCCCGUGACACCGCCAUCACCAGCAGCACCCCCAUCCUCCUCCUUUUGGGCUGAAGGAGACGCCGCUGCCGGCCACGGCGGCCAUGGUGGCCAUGCCGGCGAAGGGAGAUCGAGGCGGCUGUUCUCGUGCCUCUUCUGCGACAAGAAGUUCCUCAAGUCUCAGGCGUUGGGGGGCCACCAGAAUGUGCACAAGAAGGAGCGGGCCGGCAGCUGGAACCCCCACCUCUACCUCCAAUCCGACCACGGCGACCGGCCGGCCACCGCGGCAGCACAGGCGCCUGCGAGAUGGCCAAACACGCGCCUUGACGACGGCGAGAAGCAGUUGCAGCAGCAGCAGCAGCUUGAUCUCAAGUUCUCAACCUCAAGCUUUAAUUAGCUAACUCGUGUGUACGUUUUUACUUUUUUUUUGCGGGGUGUAUGUACGUUUUUACUACUCCCUCCGUAAACUAAUAUAAGAGCAUUUAGAUUACUAUUUUAGUUAUCUAAACACUCUUAUAUUAGUUUACAGAGGGAGUAUCUUCCUUUUCAUCUUCUUAUCCACCUUAAACUAG